GAGUGGAAAGGGACAGCUCAUUUAAUUGUUCUUCAUGACCUGCAAUAAUCCCACGGUUAGUACCUUUGUGGGACUAGCAUUAUCCUAAUACCCCAUCCUGCAAAAGGCAAAGAGAAAAAUUCAAAACUGACAAUUUUGCUGUAGGAUCAAUGCCACAGUCCACAACCAUACAAUGUGUCCGGUUAAUAAACAACAGGGAAAACUACAUAACCUGUAAAGGUUCUGCACUCCUGCCUCAGGCGCUGAUUUUCCUAUCUGUUGGUGCUGUGUAUUGUCUACUACCAUUGUUUUGUCACUGUAGCUCGCUUUGGGAUGAGUUAAAGCUUCUUUAUGCUCUCUGUGAAAAGGGUUUUUACAAGCUGUCCAGCAAAGAACUUGGGGUGAUUCAACUCCCACUAGGACCACAGGCUAUCAGGAUUAAGCUGCUACCAUGUAAAAUGGCGGUCCAUAAUCAUAUUUAUGCACUUCCAUAGAAAAAGGUUCAAAAUCUUCUCUUUUUGCUUUGCUUGAUUCCUAACCAUAGAAGACCGAGAUAUGAAUAUGCUGGGAUACAAAUCAAUUUAUCUGAGAUAGAAUAUAUAGAGAGAGGUAGGUGAUGUUUGAGCAAUGCUUCUAUAGCAAAGAUGGUGGAUCUUACAUGAACCUUUUCUACUACUCUUUGUAAAUUUUUUGUUGGUAUUUGUUUGUUUGUUUUGUCUACUUCCUUCAUGGUUUGGACCUUCUGAAUCUUUGUACGGUGGAUUAUUGCUUUUGCAUGCUUGCAUGUCUCUUUUCUUCAUCCCUUUUCAGAGAAUAUACAGAGUUGAAGAGU
Molecule: messenger RNA, 811 nt
Organism: Rubroshorea leprosula
Lineage: Eukaryota; Viridiplantae; Streptophyta; Magnoliopsida; Malvales; Dipterocarpaceae
Source: the annotation of a GenBank genome assembly